UUUUUUCAAAGCAAAAAUGCCGUAUAAAGUUAAAAGAGAACCAAACUCACCAAAAAAUGGAGGAGGAGAUAUUGACGAAGGAGAGGAUUUGGUUUUAGACUUUGUUGAGGAAGCGGGGGACGAAUUGGAAGAAGCCGACAGAAUUCCAAGUCCCCGUUCAAUGUCGGCGCCACACUCUCCGGAUGCGAGGGAGGAGGUUUUGCAGGCUGAUGCGGAAGAGGAUUCGAGCGAGAAUGGAAAGAAGAUGAAGAAUAAUAAGCAAAUGGGACCUAAAACUCCGCCGGGAAAUGAGGAGGAAGAUGAGGAUAAAAUGGAUGAUACGAAGAGUGACGGUCAUGAUGACAGUUUGUCCGAUUUAAACGAUUCUCGCGAUCGAAAGAGACGAAGGAGGUCUUCAAGUACUUCUUCACGUUCACGUUCGAGAUCUUCACGAUCACGAAGUUCUCGUUCACGUCGAAGCAGCAAUAGUUCUGAUGGGGAUAGAUCUCCUCCACAAAAGUAUCGACAAACACGCAGACGUGAUAGGGAUGAUGAUUAUGUGUCUGUAGAAGAACGUUUACGUCAGAAUAGAAAAGCUCGACUUGUUCGUUUAAGAGAUGCUCGUUCCCGCCAUCUUGGUUACACUUAUGUUCCACGUAUGGGAGGAAAACCUGGAUUUCCCCCGCAACCUUACUUCAAAAAUCCUUCAUAUUAUCCAACCGACGAUUCACGUGACAACAAAACAAAGAAAACUCCAAACCCGCCUCCAUUAGCCCAAAAAAUUGAGCCGUUGCCUGGUGGGCGUUUACCUCUAGUUCAGCGACGCUCUUCACCGGCACCUUUUGAUAGAAGCUCAUCUUCUGGUGGUGGAAGACGCUCUCCUGGAAGUGGAGGAAGACGUUCUUCACGUUCACCAACACCAACUUAUCAUCGUUCUGGUGCUCCUCCGAGACGUGUUGCUAGAGGAAUUGUUGAAGAAGUUUUUACUGUACGGGCUUCUGGACGAUCAUCACCAACUUCCCACCACCAUUAUAGCAGUAGUGGAAGUACUCGACGUUCUUCACCACGUUCACCACAACCUUUAAAUCGUUAUAAUCCUUCUAAUUAUUAUCGACGUUCAUCAACCUCAACAUAUAUUAAAAACAAUUUGGGACCCCAAACUUUGUAUCCUUCAAGAAGAAAUCCUUAUCCUCCUCCAAAAUAUGAAAGAGGUUGGGGUGGAAAUUAUAGAGGUGGAGGAGGAAGAAGUUAUUACAAUAAUGUAGGAAAUUAUAGAGGAAGUGGAGGAAGUUCUUCUUCAUAUCGUGAACGACGAGGAGGCGAUUCCAAUGGUGGCAAUUACAUCUUUACUGGAUCUAAAUAUGUGGAGCGUCCUUGGAUUCCUCCACCGCCUCCUGGAAAGAAGUGGAAUUGUCCGAGACGGGAUGAACCAUACGUUCCAUCAAGAAAAUGUCCAAAGCGCGAUGAUGACAAGGAUGAUGGAGACGAUUCAUCUUCAUAA
Molecule: messenger RNA, 1480 nt
Organism: Meloidogyne enterolobii
Lineage: Eukaryota; Metazoa; Nematoda; Chromadorea; Rhabditida; Meloidogynidae
Source: the annotation of a GenBank genome assembly